GCUCUACUUCUAAGAGCCACACCAGUCGUACCCGCAGCUGGCAGGCCUGGAGGAAACGCCUCCUGGGGGCUGCCUCUCCUCCUCCUCCUCCUCCCUUCGCCUCCUCCUUUCCUUGCCUUUCCUCCCUCCUUCCUUCCCGGGGAGGCGGCGUCAUCAGGCUCCGCUCCCCAAAUGCCGGGCCCGCCUUGGCACAUGGAGACGAGAGCCGCGCUCUUUGGGGCAGCAGCGAAGCCAAGCAAGACCUGAAGCCCGCCUGCCGCCUUCUCCACUCCGCUUCCUUUGUGUGUGUGUGUGUGUAUUGGAUAGGGAGAGACCCGCGUGAGCGUGUUUGUGUGGCGGAGGUGGAGCCGCUCGCUGCCUCUCUUGUCAAGCCUGAGCGGCGAAGGGAGGAGGGGGCAAGGGCGAGGGCAGGCGGCUUUCUAGUUCCCCGCCUUCCCAGAGAAAGGGACCUGGACGAAAGAAAGGGGCAAAGCCACCAGGAGCAACAGCAGCACGUUCUCGGCUUCGGCGGCGAGCUCAGCCCCAACGGGUGCUGCUGCUGUUUCGCUCCCACCGGCUCCAGCCCUUUGCCAUGGGUUGGGGGCCUCAGCCGGAGAGCAGCAGCAGCCGGAGCAGCAACACCUGGACUCGUCACUGAGAAGCCCUGCCGAAGGAGGAUGGCCACCUCCAGCAACUCCAGUCUAUCCGGCUCCUCGGUUUCCUCGGAUGCUGAAGACUAUCAACCCCCAAUAUGGAAAUCAUACUUAUAUCAGCUACAACAAGAAGCACCUCGUCCCAAGAGGAUAAUUUGUCCUCGAGAGGUGGAGAACAGACCAAAGUACUAUGGCAGAGAGUUUCAUGGGAUCAUUUCUCGCGAACAAGCUGAUGAAUUACUUGGUGGUGUAGAAGGAGCCUAUAUUCUCAGAGAGAGCCAGCGGCAACCUGGAUGCUAUACUCUAGCUCUUAGAUUUGGUAACCAGACCUUAAACUACAGGCUUUUUUACGAUGGGAAGCACUUUGUAGGGGAGAAGAGGUUCGAAUCAAUCCAUGAUUUGGUUACAGACGGCUUGAUAACAUUGUAUAUAGAAACAAAGGCUUCUGAAUAUAUUUCUAAAAUGACAACAAAUCCUAUCUAUGAACACAUUGGAUAUGCCACCUUGCUUAGAGAAAAGGUUUCCCGGAGACUGAGUAGAUCAAAAACUGAAUCAAGAAAAGCUAGUGUAACGGCAUGUGAAGAAACUACACCAGUUGAAAAGAUCACAUCUUUGGUCCGGAGAGCUGCGUUAACACAAAAUGACAACUAUUUCAACUAUGAAAAAGCACACAACUUUAAGGUCCAUACAUUUCGAGGUCCACAUUGGUGUGAAUAUUGUGCCAACUUCAUGUGGGGACUCAUUGCUCAGGGUGUGAGAUGUUCAGACUGUGGACUCAACGUACAUAAACAGUGUUCAAAAUAUGUUCCUAAUGACUGUCAGCCGGACCUCAAAAGGAUCAAGCGAGUAUACUGCUGCGAUCUCACUACGCUGGUGAAAGCUCACAACACACAAAGACCCAUGGUGGUGGAUAUUUGCAUUCGGGAAAUUGAAGAACGAGGUUUGAAGUCAGAAGGGAUUUACAGAGUCUCAGGGUUCACCGAACACAUUGAAGAUGUCAAAAUGGCCUUUGAUCGAGAUGGUGACAAGGCUGAUGUUUCCGCCAACCUAUAUCCAGAUAUAAAUAUCAUUGCUGGAGCAUUAAAGCUGUAUUUCCGAGACUUGCCCAUUCCCAUCAUCACUUAUGAUACGUAUUCCAAGUUUAUAGAUGCAGCAAAACUCUGCAAUCCCGAUGAAAGGCUAGAAGCUGUUCAUGAAGUGUUGCUGUUACUUCCUGCUGCACACUAUGAGACUCUUCGAUUUCUGAUGAUUCAUCUCAAAAAGAUUACAAUGAAUGAAAAAGAUAAUUUUAUGAGUGCUGAAAAUCUGGGAAUUGUGUUUGGACCCACUUUAAUGAGACCUCCAGAAGACAGCACCCUUGCUACUCUCAAUGACAUGCGGUACCAGAAGCUGAUUGUACAGAUAUUAAUAGAAAAUGAAGAUGUUUUGUUUUAGGCACAGCUUUAAAUUCAUAGCUAUCUGCUAUGAGAAUAUAAGUUUGAUGGAAAACAAAUCCACAAUUUUUGAAAAGCAAGGAACACAAAUAGCACUUCAUUUUCUGCAAUUUGCAGAUGAAUGCCAGAAGAUUUAAUAAAGGUUAUGUCUCAUAGACAUAUACCUCUUUUUAUUAUUUAAGAGAGAACAAAGGUGAGGAAAAUGGUCUUGCCUUGCAUCUUUUGCCUUCCUUUCAAUUUGUGUGAGUGGGGAGGGGAAUAUAAAGAAAGGUUACAGACUGUUCUACCAUUAACUUAUUAAAGGACACAAUUUUGUACAUUUAUUUAGAUCAGUGAAGCAAAAAGAUACAGUCGACGUAAUUCUGAAGAUGCUGUGCUGACCUAUUUCUAUUGAAAAGAACUAGGCCAGAACAGCAACUUUGAGGAUGGUAGCCAUAUAGUCCAGUCCCCCAUGGUCAUAUCAUGUGUACAAAGAGAUUUCAUUUCUGAUGCCCAGACCAGGCACAUGGUCCACAUCUAUAUAAAAGGAUCUCUCUAGAGCACAUGUGUUAAACACAAGGCCCACGGUUCAAAUUUGGCCCGCCACGUCAUUUUAUGUGGCCCGCGAGUCUUUCAAUGCCAGGGCAACGCAGUUAAACUUAUAGUCUUACAAUUACAAAUGGCCCUUUGAAGGCAACCAUAAGGCUGAUGUCACCCUUGGUGAAAAUGAGUUUGACACCUCUGCUCUAGACCCAUGAUCAUCAUGUGGAAACAGAUAUAUUUUUCCCAUAUGAUAACCAUAAUAUUUCCACUUGCACUAGUUUCUUUCAUUAUUUUCUUCUUGCAUAAAAAUAAUUCAUUUGAAAUGCAUCAAAUGACCAUGAUUCACAUCCUGGUGCCAGUCACAACUCUGCUCAUGAAGAAGCUCCCUAGUUUUCUUCUAUGUUCAGCAAAAUUUUCUGCAAAGAGAAUGAAGGAUUGCCAUAUGCACAGAGAACAUUCCCAUUUAUGAAGAAAAAUCAGAAGGUGCUUUACCUUAUCCAAGAUAUUUAGGUUCAGGGUGAUUGUCAGUGUUCGCUGUAUAUGGAUAUACUAUUUCUCUCUAUGUAAGACAUAAUUAUAUAUGUCUAAAGUGAAACAAGACAUGUAUUUAAUAUAGAUAUAUUACUUUAGUUCGCUGCAAGAAUGUCUUUUUUAUUUUAGCAAAAUAUAAUUCAAUGCGGUGCAUUGAUGGUUUUUCAUAUAUUCCUCUUAAACAUUUUUGCUAUGGCAUAUUGAGAACAUUCACCAGUACAGCAGUAUUAUUCUGACAUAUGUCUUUCAUUGCAACUGAUUUCCAGACAAUGUCAAUUUCUUAUGCAUACUUUAACAUUCUUUGGUUUUUGUUAUAUUCUAGGAAUUAAUAGUACUCUUGCUUUUAGCAAUAUGGUAUUCUGGAACAAAUACCAUACUAUUUGUAUAUUCCCCUCCAAAGUGAGAGGGGGAAUGAAGGAUUUUGUAAUAGUUUUGGCAGUAGCAGCAAUUACUAUACAUUAUUCAUAUUUAAAAUAGGAAUUGCCAGAAUAUUGGAUGUGUUCUGGUAUUAUUGGGAUUAGCACUUAAUUGAGUUAUGGCGUUGAUGUUUUAAAAUGCCAAGUUACUUUUACAUUGCUGUUGUAUUUAUAAAAGUAAACCUGUUUAAAACGAAGCAUUUUUCUGCAAUGUCUUCCGGCAAAAUUGUUAAUAAAGGAAAUAUAAAGUGAAUGAGUAUUAGUGAGAAUUGGUAUAUUACCAAAUCUCAUGGGGGUUUUGUGUCUAUACUUCCAUGGAUUGACCUCUCAGUCUAAAACAAUGUGGUCCGUUCUAAAUAUUAGACUUUUUUCCCAUCAUGAGAUUUUUGUACAAAUAUUUGAAACACAAGAAUGUAGUAUAGUUUAUUGCAAACCUGAACUUUCAAGAGGAAAAAAAACUGAAUUUGUGUUAAUCACAAGUUUCAAAACCAAAUUGUGCUAUUUCCUGAAUUAUUUCAGGGAUCACAGAUUUCUAUACAAUUUUUUUAAAUUGCAGUAAUGUUGAUAGUGGGGGAGGAGACUGAAGACAAAGGGAGCACAAAGGGGGAAACAACAUAUAUUAGAUAUCCUUUACAUAGGUCACCAAGGACUAGGUAGGCAGACCCAGGCUGCAGGGCAGAAAUUAGGGAGAUCUGAUUUGCAGGUACAAUAUUACCAGAGAUUCUCAUAAAUUGUACAGUUUUAAUUGUUGUUAUGUACUAAAUACUUGUCAAAAAUGGUAUGGAAAUGGUUUUAUUUUGUGAAGUGAAAUAUGCUUUGUAAUUUAUGAUGGUGUAAAUGGAAAGGGAAAACAACUCCCAUUAAAUGUGUUUUGAGUCCCUGUC
Molecule: messenger RNA, 4418 nt
Organism: Anolis carolinensis (green anole)
Lineage: Eukaryota; Metazoa; Chordata; Lepidosauria; Squamata; Anolidae
Gene: chn2
Product: chimerin 2
Exons: 13
Coding region: 657-2066 (469 amino acids)
Biological process (GO): regulation of small GTPase mediated signal transduction; signal transduction; positive regulation of GTPase activity
Molecular function (GO): GTPase activator activity
Source: RefSeq, a predicted model, not a curated record